GCAGUUUAAUCAUGGUUUUGUUUUGUUUUGUUUUAGCUGGACAAACUGUUUGCAUGAACUGUUUCCUUGAAUUAUUGAACAAUAAUUUGCUUGUGAAUACCAAAAAAAAAAAAUGAAGAGCCGAUUUCUGAAGGCUUUAUAUGAUUAUAGCUUUGGUUUUCUGGGAUAACAUGAUUGAUUGAUUACUCUUGACACUACGCUCGAUCAAACUGCUCUCAGAAAGUUCGAGUUCUGACACAUAAAGAGAAAGAAAGGAGUUUCUGCUGGGAAGGAGCUGAGUGUUUUGAAUUUCAUUGGAGAACUGGAUAGCAAUUAAUGAUGGAUGAGUAUAUUGAUCUUUAUUUCCCUUCUGCAUCAUGGGCAGAUGGAGAUUUUAAGGAAAAAUCAUCUUGGGGCUACAGUGAAACUGGUCAACUGAAUUUGCUGCUUCCUGCCUCAAUUAGACUAUAUGAAAAUGACAAAGGAAACCCACCCUUAAGUAUGAUUAGUUCAAAACCAAGCGUGGAGUGUAUACACACUCCAGAUAAGUCACCACUCACUCUUGGUAGUGAGUCAAAUUAUGCUGUUGACAAAUGUCUAAUUUCUGGGAACGCUCAAUUGCAAAAGGUCAGUCAAAACUGCAGGGGCAAAGUCUCCCCAACAAUGAAUGGCAGCUUAAAAGUUGGAAGUGUCGGCCUGCAAUAUGACACAUCUCUUCCCACACUGGCGUCAUUGAAUCUUAGUUAUCCAAAGCAGCUUCCAGUGGUUGAUGAAUUAACAUCGUCUCUUUCCCUUACUGAGGUUUCCCUUACUGAGGCAGGCAAUGUUGGACACGAUGGCCUUGACAGUGAACAAUUUGAGUAUCACAGGUCCAUCAAAGAUAUGCAUAAUCUAUCAAUGGCAAAAGUGUGGCCUUCAGCAUCACAUGAGGGUGUUUCUUCUAUAUCUGCUCUGAUGGGACAAGACAUGGUGCAGCAAUUUGGUGUUCAAGAAGGAAAUUUGGAUGACGAAAGUGACUUUAUGAGGAAGAGGCAUGUUAGCAUGGAUCAAAUUCUGCAACUUGAUAAGUUGUCUGCUACAGUCACAACAAAGGAUAAGGAAGAUUUGCAAAGUUAUCCAUUCUCUUCUUUCACAGCUGGGCCAAAUAUAACAAUGGCGACAAAUGAAGCAUUGUUUCUUUCACAGACUACAUCAGCUGCUCCUGCUUGUGACAGAACUGUAAAGCCUCGUGUAAGGGCACGCCGUGGCCAGGCUACUGAUCCACACAGUAUAGCUGAAAGGCUUCGGAGGGAAAAAAUUGCUGAAAGGAUGAAGAAUCUGCAAGAACUUGUUCCUAAUUCUAGCAAGAUUGAUAAGGCAUCUAUGCUUGACGAGAUCAUAGAGUAUGUCAAAUUUCUUCAGCUCCAAGUCAAGGUACUUAGCAUGAGCAGAGUAGGAGCAGCAGGAGCAAUCAUUCCUCUCAUCACAGAUGUUCAAGUUGAGGGUUCUAACAGUCUGUCACUCGCACCAUCAGCUGGUUUGGGAAUUGAUAUUUCUCCAUCUCCAGACGAAGUUGCCUUUGAGCAAGAAGUGCUUAAGCUCAUGGAAUCCAAUUUGACUACUGCCAUUCAAUAUCUUCAAAGCAAAGGCCUCUGCCUCAUGCCCAUCGAUUUAGCUACUGCCAUCUCCAGGGGAAAGGCACCGUUAUCAUGCAAUGGAUCUGAAGAGGAGCAGAAAAUUAGCUUUGCCAAUGAUCUUGUUCAUAGCAACAGCAUCAGCCGCAGUAGAAACUGCAGCUUUUCUGGCACCGAGACCCAUCAAGUGUCAAACGAUGACAAUAUUAUGACCGAGCAGCUCAGCAAAGGCAACAUUUCAAAUGUGUGCAAUGGGAUGGUCAAAGGAGAGAAGGCAAAGAAUAAUUUUCUCAGAUAAUCAAACCCUAAAACAGUACUUUAAUAAUCUAAUCAUGAAUCAAAUUUUGAAGCUGAAACCAUUUAGAUGAGAAAUUCUAAACUUUAAUAAAGCUUUUGCAGUGCAAUUUGUUCA
Hevea brasiliensis (rubber tree) is the source of this 2004-nucleotide messenger RNA. RefSeq lists its product as uncharacterized. Gene Ontology annotation, molecular function: DNA-binding transcription factor activity, RNA polymerase II-specific; protein dimerization activity; RNA polymerase II cis-regulatory region sequence-specific DNA binding. The transcript is spliced from 8 exons. Gene Ontology annotation, biological process: regulation of transcription by RNA polymerase II. The record is from RefSeq and is a predicted model, not a curated record. NCBI's taxonomy places the organism in Eukaryota, Viridiplantae, Streptophyta, Magnoliopsida, Malpighiales, Euphorbiaceae. Gene Ontology annotation, cellular component: nucleus. The coding region runs from base 316 to 1890 and encodes 524 amino acids.